GGGACUCGACGCCUCUCUCUCUCCCUCUGAGAUCAGUGGGUGAGAGGGGGGAGACGAGCAACACACAACGGAGAACCCGGCGUGCGCCUCCGUCAUCAUCUUGUUGGCUCAUCCUUUCAUCACACCACCGGUCCUGGAUCCCGCAGCCACGGUCCUGGAGCCUGCAGCCUAUAUCUGAAUGACGGGCGGAAGGUUUGACUUCGACGACGGUGGCACUUACUGCGGGGGGUGGGAGGAUGGCAAAGCCCACGGACACGGAAUCUGCACCGGACCCAAGGGCCAGGGCGAGUACGCCGGGUCCUGGUCGCACGGCUUUGAGAUCGUAGGGGUGUACACCUGGCCCAGUGGGAAUACCUACCGCGGCUACUGGUCCCAAGGGAAGCGGCAUGGGCUCGGUGUGGAGAAUAAAGGAAAGUGGAUGUACCGCGGGGAGUGGAGUCACGGGUUUAAGGGUCGGUACGGUAUCCGGCAGAGCCACAACACACCUGCUAGAUACGACGGUACCUGGAGCAACGGGCUGCAGGAUGGAUACGGGAUCGAAACCUACGGCGAUGGCGGUACCUAUCAAGGCCAGUGGAUGGGUGGGAUGCGACAUGGCUACGGCGUGCGUCAGAGCGUCCCGUAUGGCAUGGCCACCGUUAUCCGCUCUCCUCUCCGCACGUCUCUGGCCUCGCUGCGCUCUGAGCAGAGCAACGGCACCGUGCUCCAGGACCUCUCCUCCCCCGCAGACACGGCGACAGGCAGUCGUGGCGGCUUCGUGCUUAACUUCCACUCCGACAGCGAGGUCGUCACCGGCAAGAAGAAGGGCCUGUUCCGCCGAGGCUCGCUCUUCGGCAGCCUCCGGCAGUUGCGAAAGUCUGACUCUCGGACCUCAAUCUCCAGCAAGCGCAGCUCUGCACGCAGCGAUGCCGCCAUGAGCCGCAUCAGCUCCAGUGACGCCAACUCAACCAUAUCCAUCGGUGAUGGCGAGCUGCCGGAUGAGGAUUUACCUCUGGAGGACCAUGUGGAUGCCACCACCACCGAGACCUACAUGGGGGAGUGGAAGAAUGACAAGCGCAAUGGAUUUGGUGUUUCAGAGAGAUCCAACGGGAUGAAGUACGAGGGAGAAUGGCUUAACAACAAGCGCCAUGGGUACGGGUGCACAGUUUUCCCAGAUGCCACCAAAGAAGAAGGGAAGUACAAAAAUAACGUGCUGGUGCGUGGAAUAAGGAAGCAGUUGAUUCCUCUUAAGAACCCCAAAACCAAAGAGAAGGUGGAUCGAGCUGUGGAGGCGGCACAGCGGGCUGCAGCCAUUGCCAGGAGUAAAGUGGAAAUAGCAGCUUCCAGAACGGCCCAUGCCAGGACAAAAAGCGAGGCUGCAGACCAGGCCGCCAUCUCCGCGGUGCACGACUCAGAAAUUGCCAGAGCGGUUGCGAGGGAACUCUCCCCCAACUUCUACCAACCAGGACCUGACUACUUAAAACAACCGGUGAAGGAGCCUGUGGAGAUUAAAGAGAUCCCUGUGGAAAAAAAGGAAAAGUCCCCAAAAGAUUCUCCCAACUUCUACCGCAAAGGUACCACUCCUCCCCGCUCCCCUGUGGGCAGUCCUGUGACCCCGCCUCCCCCCUCGCCUCACUCCAGCAAGAAGAAAGGUCAGCUCGCCAACAGCACCAGCCGCAAAACCAGCAAAGAGGAAAAACCUUCCCGCAAGUCGAGCAAAGAAGAGAAGUCAAGUCAUAAGACGAGCAAGGAUGAGCGGUCUAGUAGAAAGCUGAGUAAAGAGGAGAGGCCGUCCGUCACUGAUGGCCCCAAAGGUUCUCAUGUGCAUGCCGAGGCUCCACCCAAACCCGCUAAGGUUCAGCAGCCUGCCGCGGCCUCUGCUCCUACUCCACAGCCUCCUGCGGUCCCAGUCAACGGCGAGCUCCACAGCGAGUACCACAGUUACUACGUCAAGGCCCCGACAAGGAUCCCUCCACCCCCGGACCCCGAGGAGGACAUAGAAGAAGAGCCGAGUAUCCUGGACCUGGCACGCAUGCCCCCACAACCCCCCAAAUCCUACAGUAUCCCUCCUAAGCCAGCCUCCCUACGGGAGAACAAGAGCGACCCGAAACUCAGGAAGCAGGAUUCCCUAAAGCCAAAGAGCCUCGCAGACGCAAAGAAAGCCAGUAUGGAGAUUGCAGAGAACAUGGAAGAAACAGGUCCUAACUCGGUCCUUGUUGCUAUGGUGAUGCUGCUGAAUAUUGGCCUUGCAAUUAUAUUUGUCCAUUUUCUGACAUGAUGAUGCUGUUUCUAAGUGAAACUAUGGCAACCGGUCCAGUUGCAUCGCCGGCCUUGAGAAAUGAAAAUGGUGCCAGUGAGACACGGGGCGGCCGAAGGUGUUUAGGAACCAGCGUGACACCGAGGAGAAUCAGGAAGUGAAGGCAUCGUCACGGGCCUUCUUCAGGGCCCGCCCUGUCAAUUAGCUCCUCCGGCUUCUCUGACAGCUGAGGUGAAAUGUCGUGUCUAGUGAGAUAAAUAAAAAUAAAAAAAGUUUUUAAAUGCAACCAAACAUACACAGUCUGAAAAAAGAAGUAAUUGAAACCCACACGUGUGCUGAUCCAAGCACUGGUCUCUGUGGCCCGCCGCCUUGGCAGAGCGAGCGGCGGGCUGACGGACUUUGCUGGACGAGUGUGGAGAUGCACUUUUAGAUGACGGGAGCAAACAGCUGCCUUUCUAUUUUGCCAUCUGACGUUUUGAUGGGGAGAUGUGAGGGGAGGGGGGGGGGGCACAGUCGCAACGGGUGCUCCGGCGUUGGGAGCGUUUUCUGGGAUUCACACUACUCUUGCAACAGGAAACUGGGCACGGCCGGUGCCAGCAGCAGUCAGUGCUCGCACGGUCACUCGCCAGUCUUACUCUGUUUACCCAAUCACCACCGCAGCGUUCUCGAGCUCCGUCCAUUGUAACCCAGGAUACACUGCUCUGAAACUCCCCGUGCAUGGUACAGUUUGAACAUCUUGUUUUUUUGUUUUUUUUUGUUCAUUGUUGUUCUCUGAAUGUUACCUGCUAGUAGUUGAAAAGGAAAUUUCUCCUCCGCUCAAAAAGAGUAAAUAACUUUUAGUUUUCCCUUUUUAUUUUGGAAAUGUUACUCAUCUCUAACAACUGAGUUGUAAUUUGACAUUACACAUUCAUGUUACUGAAAGUGCAAUAUGUUUUAUUUUUUCAAAGAAAAGCUUAUAGUAUAUUUUGCCAAAAAGAAAAAAGAAGGGGGGUUGUACCAUUAUAUUUAAAAAAUCCUUAUGUUCCAUUCAUUUUGUCAGACUCUCAUAAUUUGAAUAUUCUGGUUUUGAGCCGGCGUUGUGUUUAGGAAGGAGGUUCCCACUUUAAAAGCUACUGAGCUCUGUGAGAGUGAAGUAAUGUCUUAUGUUAUUUAUUAAACCAGAAGGAAACUUCAUUGCACAUGUCAAUGAACCAUUUUGCUUGAAUUCCUUCGCUCUAUUCUUUGCUUUCAAUGUUUCAGUAAACCACUAAAAUGCAAAGACGCCGUCACGCAGCUGCUUCUGUCGGCCCGGCGGCGCUCGCGUGCGUGUCAGGCUGGAUGGAGACGUGUGGACAGUGGAGGUGGAAUUUAUUCAGGUUGAGGCCAUGGGGAAUGUGGCACCAGGGAGGAGAGAUGCCUUUAAAAGUCUUUAACAGUACUUCUGUUUACCUCAGAAAAAGAUGAGGAAGGGGGAGGGGAAGAGAUGCCAUCCUUGUCUUAACUUUGUCGCGUGGGGAACACUUUGACUGUUGUCAUCACCUGAAUCACGCUUUUAACGAGCCUCAUCGUAGCUGUUUGUAGUCUUUGUUGCAGGUAUGGCAUGAGUUUCUUUGAUUUUAAAAAGUGGUUAUUUAUAUGGUUGACAUUUACUGUCGCCACUACCGAGGUUAAUUAUUUAUUCAAUGUAAACUUAUGUGUUUGUGAGCAUUGUCAUCAUAAAAUCAUAAAAAAGGGCUUUAAUAUCGAUAGGUUUUCUUUGCUGCAUUUCAGUUUUGAAGUUCCACUGUUACACAACGAGCAGCUCAUGAAUGCUUCAGUCUGUUUGCAAAACGUCCACAUAACUAUUAAAAUAUAUUCAAAAUGUGGAAUAGACAAUAAAAGCAGACCAGGACACUAAAUUAUUCACAAACAUUGUUAUAUUACAAAUGUGACGCAUUAACAGUUUUUCACCCUUUCUUUGCCACACCCUCUUUUCUUGUUUUGACGGUCUUCACUCGAGCAUGGUGGAGACGUUUCGGAGGGUUUAACAGAACAGUUUAUGGGAUAUUUUUUGAAAUGCAACAUUGCAUGUUGGAGUCAUUUAUAUAUAGAUAUUAUAUACUAUUUGUAAGGAUUUUUACAGAGCACAAUCCAGAAUCUGGUAUGAGUUGGUAUUUUUCUAACAAUUUGCACACCUGUAUUUUGACAAUGAAUAUAACUUGUUUGUAAUUGGUAAUGUAAUGCACAUAUGAUAAUGUUUGACAGUGAAAAAAUAUAGUUUAUUUCUAAUUGGUUGUACUGUAUGUACCAUUUGGGGAAGUGAAAGGCAGAUGUAUUGUUUGAGUAUUUCAGGAUAUAACGAGGAACUGCGGGAGACUUUUGAUAUCUCAAGGUUCAUGUUACCCCACUGAUUUGUGCAAAGUCUUUGGCGAUGAAGUUAUGUGUAUAACAAUAAAGAUGUUAUGCCUUGUUAAA
Messenger RNA from Cottoperca gobio, 4669 nucleotides. RefSeq names its product junctophilin 1a (gene jph1a). The record is from RefSeq and is a predicted model, not a curated record. The transcript is spliced from 7 exons. Gene Ontology annotation, cellular component: junctional membrane complex; plasma membrane; endoplasmic reticulum membrane. Lineage: Eukaryota; Metazoa; Chordata; Actinopteri; Perciformes; Bovichtidae. The coding region runs from base 179 to 2257 and encodes 692 amino acids.